GUCAGGAAGACUAUGAUAGAUUACGACCCCUCAGCUAUCCACAGACAGAUGUAUUUCUGGUCUGUUUUUCAGUGGUGUCUCCUUCUUCAUUUGAAAAUGUGAAAGAAAAGUGGGUACCUGAAAUAACUCAUCACUGUCCAAAGACUCCUUUCCUGCUUGUUGGGACCCAGAUUGAUCUAAGAGAUGAUCCCUCAACAAUUGAGAAACUUGCCAAGAACAAGCAGAAGCCCAUAACUCCAGAGACAGCUGAAAAGCUGGCCCGGGACCUGAAGGCUGUCAAAUAUGUGGAGUGCUCUGCACUUACACAGAAAGGCCUAAAGAAUGUAUUUGACGAAGCGAUAUUGGCCGCCCUGGAGCCCCCGGAGCCGAAGAAGACCCGCAGGUGUGUGCUGCUAUGAACGUCCCUCCACAGCCCCUUCUGCAAAGCUGGUGUCUGAUGUCAUACUAAAAGCAAUGUUUAAAUCAAACUAAAGAUGACAAAUUUUAAAAUUUGUUUUCGCAAUAAUGACAAAUGCCCUGCACUCCCAUCUCCCCCACACGGCCCCUGUGUGAGAUGAGAAUGUUAGUGUCUGUCCCCCCAGUGCCCCUCAGUUCAGUUAAUUCCUCAAAUUAACUAGUUUAUGUAUUAUCAGAAAACACUGAUCAGUGCUAGGUUUUUAUUUUGUUUACUGUUUCUAAUUUUUUUUUUUUGUUUGUUUAAAAUCCAGGCAUGCUUGUGAUGACUUUUUCUGUAACAGACUAAUUCUAGGCUAUUUUACUAAAGCCUUGUCUGGCAGGACUUGGUUCUGGUUUCAAGAAUUUCUAGGGCUGCUCUGCAGCCAGCCAGCAGCCUGGGUGUGAGCAGACUUUAGUACUAAAGACAAAUACAGGAAAGUAAAUUGUCCCAAGCUGGUGCUCCUCUAAGGAGGAGUGUAGAAAAUGCAUCUGCACCUCCUCUGAAGUUGCCUUGUAUCCC
Merops nubicus (carmine bee-eater) is the source of this 955-nucleotide messenger RNA. RefSeq names its product cell division cycle 42 (gene CDC42). Gene Ontology annotation, molecular function: GTPase activity; GTP binding. Gene Ontology annotation, cellular component: dendritic spine. The annotation marks the transcript as partial. Gene Ontology annotation, biological process: modification of synaptic structure; small GTPase-mediated signal transduction. NCBI's taxonomy places the organism in Eukaryota, Metazoa, Chordata, Aves, Coraciiformes, Meropidae. The transcript has 3 exons. The record is from RefSeq and is a predicted model, not a curated record.